Molecule: messenger RNA, 4205 nt
Organism: Anguilla anguilla (European eel)
Lineage: Eukaryota; Metazoa; Chordata; Actinopteri; Anguilliformes; Anguillidae
Product: hepatocyte nuclear factor 1-beta-A-like
Exons: 10
Coding region: 183-1910 (575 amino acids)
Biological process (GO): regulation of transcription by RNA polymerase II; positive regulation of DNA-templated transcription; insulin secretion
Cellular component (GO): nucleus
Molecular function (GO): DNA-binding transcription factor activity, RNA polymerase II-specific; RNA polymerase II cis-regulatory region sequence-specific DNA binding
Source: RefSeq, a predicted model, not a curated record
UCCCUCCCAGCUGGACAGCUAACCAACGUCUCCUUGCAGGUGCCCAUAGGACUAGUUUUACGUACAUAGCCUGCCGAAGAGGAGAGGACAGAGAGAGGCAUAACUUCAUAACAAUUUUCUUUGUCUUUUCUGUUGUUUUUUUAUUUUUACAUGUUAGAUAUUUGAGAAAAAAAAACGAUUUGAUGUUUGCGAAAAUGGUGUCGAAGUUGACAUCUCUGCAGCAGGAACUUCUGAACGCCUUGUUAGAUUCUGGAGUUACCAAAGAUAUCCUUAUCCAAGCGCUGGAUGACAUGGACCCCAGCCCGACUGGCUUUGGAGUAAAGUUGGAAAAUUUGCAGAUGUCUCCGUCGAGCGCGAAAAUGAACGGCGGUGAUUCCGAUUCAAAGCCAGUUUUUCACACGCUGACCAAUGGGCACAGUAAAGGUGGGAAGUUGUCCGGAGACGAGGGAUCCGAGGACGGAGACGAUUUCGAUACUCCGCCGAUACUGAAAGAACUCCAGUCUCUCAAUACUGAGGAGGCGGCAGAACAGAGGGCAGAAGUGGAUCGAAUGUUAUCCGAGGACCCAUGGCGCGCCGCCCGCACAAUCAAAGGGUACAUGCAGCAGCACAACAUCCCACAGCGCGAGGUCGUGGAUAUCACUGGACUGAACCAGUCUCACCUCUCGCAACACCUCAACAAGGGCACGCCCAUGAAAACUACCAAGCGCGCUGCACUCUACACCUGGUACGUCAGGAAACAGCGAGAAAUUCUGAGACAGUUCGACCAUGUGCAAGGUUCUGGCAGCAAUAUGACAGACAAAGGCAGUCAGGAUCAGGUGCUGUUUUUUUUCCCAGAGUUCAAUCAUCCUGGGCAAGGUAUGGGCCAGCCCGGGGACGACGCGGGCGCUGAACCCGCCAACAAGAAAUUGCGUCGCAACCGCUUCAAAUGGGGGCCCGCAUCCCAGGAGAUCCUCUACCAGGCCUACGAGAGGCAGAAAAACCCCAGCAAGGAGGAGCGAGAAGCUCUGGUGGAGGAGUGCAACAGAGCCGAGUGCGUGCAAAGAGGGGUCUCCCCGUCCAAAGCGCAAGGGCUGGGAACCAACCUGGUCACCGAGGUACGCGUGUACAACUGGUUCGCCAACCGGCGCAAGGAGGAGGCCUUCCGGCAGAAGCUGGCCAUGGACGCCUACAGCGGGCCCAUCCACAGCAUGAACCCCCUGCUCUCCCACAGCUCCCCACACCAGCACCACACCAGCGGCUCCCCACCCAGCAAAAUGUCAGUUCGAUACAGUCAGCCGGGAGCUAGCGAGGUCACUUCCUCCACCACCAUUAGUCACCACAGCAACAACGGCAUGGCGACCAGUCAGUCGGUCCUCCAGCAGGUGUCUCCGGGAGGCCUGGACCCCAGCCACAGCCUGCUGUCACCUGACGCCAAGAUGAUCUCGGUUUCGGGCGGAGUCCUGCCCCCGGUCAGCACCCUGACCAACAUCCACAGCCUGCCCCAGAGUUCCCAUCACCACCAGCAGCAAACGCAGAAUCUCAUCAUGACCAUCGCUGCGCAGAGUCUGAACUCGUCGCAGGCGCAGAGCGUGCCGGUCAUUAACAGUGUGGCAGGAGGCCUGACCACGCUGCAGCCGGUGCAGUUCUCCCAGCAGCUGCAGAGUCCCCUGCAGCAGAGCCUCACGCCCCAGGCGCCCUCCCACAUGUCCCAGCAGCCCUUUAUGGCCACCGUCACGCACUCUCACAUGUACCCACACAAGCAGGAGCCUCCUCAGUACUCCCACCCUUCACGUUUCCCCUCCGCCAUGGUGGUGACAGACGGCAGCAGCAUCAGCCAUCUCAGCUCCAUGUCCUCCAGCAAACAGGAUUCCCCUGUAAACAAGAUGGUGCAACUCGGGGGUCUCUCUUGGUGCCCUCUGCAAGCUUGGUGAGCGUGCUCAGCUGAAUCCCCCGGUGCCUGGCAACAGGAGCAUUGCUUUUCCACCCUCUUACUGUGGUAACCGUGGCAACCAGGCUGGAAGACGAGUGGGUCAACAGCUUGGGAGUUGGUUAGCAGCCGACCCAGCGAGAGCAGCGCUGACGGGGAAACGAAACAGCAUCUUUUUUAACGAAACAAACAAAAAAUGAACACUUGGUUUGUAUUCUUUAAAAACCAAAUAAAAGGAGGCAAUGAAGGACGAUGGACUCCCACAGGCACUGAUUAUGGUCAGCAAGGACACAACACAGUAUUUUCACUUUUUGCUAUAUCUCAGUUUCAUUUAACAAAAGAUUUUUGGACACAAAUGAACACGAAUGAAAACAGCCAUUUAUAUCCCAUUUGAAAUUAUGAAGGAAUGGAGCAAAAUAUACAAGGGAGAAGUUUCCCCUUUCCUUUUCAUCUUUUUUGGAAGGGGGUGGGAGGUCUUGAGGAAAUUCCUCCCGACAGUCAGCACCGGUUUAGAGAGGCAGUGACCCUGUCUCUCAGCUCCUGGACUCUAACACUAGGGAAGCCCCGAAGGCUCCACUGCAGAGACAGACAGACAGACAGACAGACAGACAUGGACAGACAGACAGACAUGGACAGAUCAUCGCUGGGGUAGGGGAGGACCCGCUGAGCGCUCUGUUGGACUCUGUGAGUGGGCCUGGUGAGAGUGAGAGUUCUUCUGGCAGUUAGGCCGGCUUCCCUUACUCAACUGUGCAGCACUGGCUCUCUCCCUCUCUCUCUAUGGAUAACAAGUGACUGCAGCUACGCUGGAGAGACUCUGGAGUGACUUGCCCUCCACCUACAAUUACCCUAUAAGCCCUCCCUUGGUCGAGUUACUAGUGUAUUCGUUGUUAUUAUGGUGCAAGGGGUCUUCCACAUGAACUCUGCUUAGAUGCUGUUUUCUUUACAGUCAAACUUAUUCAUAAUUUCCCCUGCUUUCUUUUGCCAUUUUAAUAGACUGAAAUGGAAAUUGCAAACAUGAUGUUAUUGUAAUGAUGAUGAAGAUUGUGUUGAUUCUAUUUUUUUCACCUUUUAGUGGCAAACUGUGAUUUAAAAGCGGGAAAAAGCUGUGUUUUUGGAAGAACUGUACAAUUAAUAGAGGGUGCGCUUGUACUCUGCCACACUAUAAGAAACAAAGGGAAGGAGGACAGACAGACACUUUGUAACCAUGUGCAGUUAUGAUUUCUCGGUGAUGUCACAGAGACAAAAUAAUGCUACGGUCCAUAUUUAGGGCAAUUUGUAGUUUUGCCAUUUUUACCAGUUUAUAGCUUAUAUUUUUUUUCAUUUUCACCUGGGUUUAAUAUAAAGAGAGACCAACCUUUCAGAUGCCUGGGAGGAGUUCUGUCAAGAACCUAACAUCUUCAAUGGGUAGCUUUGGCCUGAAAUUAAACACAGGAAAAUGAAAUUAACCAAUCAAAAGGCUUCUAGAAGCCAGGCCUUUAGGCCAAGAGCGGAUGGUCUCUGGCCAAUUCACCCCUAAUUGGUGUAUUUUAAUAGUGGCACAGCUGUGACACCAGGUGACUGAUCUCACAGCGAUUUAAAAAGGGGCAUCAUUUUAGCUAUUAGAGAUAUUUGUCUCUUCAUAAAGAGGCAGAUAGUCGGGAAGGUAUAAAUGAGGAAAUGGUCUCUCUUGAAUUUCUUCAACAUUACUCAUACUUUGCACUUUUCCCCCUCCAGAAACACUAAAUGCUGAAAGAGAAAAUCAUUUCUAUAUUUGUAUCUUGCUGUAGCAGUGGUCUCUGCAUACCUGGAAACAUGUGACACACAUCCAGCGAUAAACAGUAUUACUUCUUCAAGCAUAAACCACUAAGAAACACUACAACAGCUUGUAAGAAAAGAGAAGGGAACAAUGACUGGUUCAGAAUUAUGUUUUAAGACAGCAUUAUGUCACCUAUAAGCUGCUGAUUAUUAUGCAGAAUAUGUCAAAGAAUAGCAUUCCAUACCAAUGAGUUAAUUUAUCUGGCAUGCAUUGAAAAUGAAGGUCCCACCAUUUUAUCUCUUUGCCCCACUGUUGAUUUUUUCGGAUACUCUUCAAAGGUCACAAUGCUGUUGCUAUUUUGUCAAGCAAUUUGUUUAUCUGUAUAUAUGUGAGACAUACCCACUGCCAGCCGAUCAGAGGGGAAACCAGUUUAUACCAGUUUAUGUGAUUUUCUUUAGGAUGUAUUAUUUUUGUAUAAAGACGGAAAUCAAUCUUUUAAAAUCAUAUUUAUACUCUGUUGUAAAGUUGAUAUUUCAAGUAAACAUUUUUUUUUUCAAAAUGGAA